GAACACCUAUUUACCAAACUGGAUAAACCAUUCUUAGCAAAUUUAAUAGCAAAAAUUUUCGAACAAAUAUGGUACAGAAGUAACAAGAAAAAUCAUGAAUAUUUCACCUACGAAAUAACAUAUGAAAGAGUACUUAAGAGAUUGAAGUUAAUCUGUGCAGCAGCAUGGGAAAGAGAAGUCAAAAACAUU
Molecule: messenger RNA, 189 nt
Organism: Dictyostelium purpureum
Lineage: Eukaryota; Evosea; Eumycetozoa; Dictyosteliales; Dictyosteliaceae
Exons: 1
Source: RefSeq, a predicted model, not a curated record